Messenger RNA from Dimorphilus gyrociliatus, 751 nucleotides. Lineage: Eukaryota; Metazoa; Annelida; Polychaeta; Dinophilidae. The record is from the annotation of a GenBank genome assembly.
GAUGUCUCUUUAUAAACUUUUUUGUAAAACUAUCAUACUCAAUGAGAUAAGGUAUCCUCCCCAAAAAAUUCUACCUAUAACCAAUAAUCUUGGAAUGAAUGUUAGAAGAGCUAAACAAGGAGAUAUUGAAAGAAUUUGUGAACUAUACAUGACAGCUUUCCCUGAGGAUAUGGAGUACUUGUUUGGAGAGCCUUUCACUGAUAUUGCAACUAAGUUUCUUAUACAUAACUUUACGGCUGACAAGAAUUUGAUUGCAAAUUGUUUGGUUGCUGAAAAAAAUGGUAAAGUACUCGGUGUUUGUAGCACAAGAUUUUCAGACUAUGUGCAUUACAAAGAGACUGAAGAUUUUGAUACUGAUAGUCUGUCAUUGAAGUCAAUUACGAGAAUGAUCUGCUCCUUCGGAAUGCUUGAUUACUUGUCUAGAGUGAACGAAGGAGAAUGCCUCAUUGAUUUUAUGGCUGUAGAUCCAGAAUUCAGAAAUAAUGGAAUUGGUCAAAUGCUCAUGCAUUCAGCUACAAUGAACGCGAUAGAUAAAGGAUGUAAACAAUUGUGUCUACUCGUUUCGCCGUAUAGUAUCAGAGCAAGGAAAUUAUACGAAAAAUUGGAUUUUAUCUUAGAAAGAAUGUAUAAGACUUUGCCAAUAUUUCUUCUUGGAGAUAGGACAAUGUUUAUAAUGGUAAAAUACCUACCGCCAACAUAUUCAUCAGAUGAAAAACAACAUGAAAGAAACGAUAAUAUAUCACUUCAAUGA